Effrenium voratum is the source of this 660-nucleotide messenger RNA. The record is from the annotation of a GenBank genome assembly. NCBI's taxonomy places the organism in Eukaryota, Dinophyceae, Suessiales, Symbiodiniaceae.
ACCACUCAGAGGUCACUUGCCCAUUUUUUGCCGCCGGCAAGAUGGGGCGCACCCGGAGCCGGCCCCCGCGGCACGUGCGCGAGGCUGCUAAAGGGGAGCCUGAAGGUGCAGGAGGUCCCCCUAAAGCCAAGAAGCCUUCGGAAUCGACGCAGCAGAAAGCCGAGGCUGCGUACAGCUACGGUAAGAGUUGUGGCACAUGGGUGAAGAAGAAGGAUGCCAGGCGGGGCUUCAUCUUCCGCUGGCGCUGGAGCCUGGUUCUGCCCGUGAGCCUGGGCGGGGCACCCUCGGCGCCAGGCGAGCCCCGGAAACGCUUCCGCGAUGCCACGGAGACGGGCUUCGGGCAGCUACCGGCCUUCACAGGCAAGAGGACCUUGUUUGAAGCGAGAGAAAAGGAGUGCGCCGCCCGAGCCAAAAAGAUGCAUUCGGGGCCAGAAAGGCGCGCUGGAUGGGUCCGGAAACUGGAGAUCGUAACCCUUGGAUCAGCCGUGGCUUCACAGACUGUCGGAAUCUUGGAAAGUAUGGAAAGCCGCAAGGGAAUCAUUGCCGGCCUAUGCCCCUGUCAGUGAGGAAUGCAUGGACGGCAGGGGGUGCCUGGUUGGAAGCAGUUGCAUCCCGCUUGCUCGUUUCAUUCUUGUGUGUGAUGCUGAUUUUGUUUCUGUG